GUCACCCACCUUUCCGCACCUCUCGUCAAACACUACAUCUCAAGUUCGACGAACAUUCUGGGACUGAGCAUAUCGACGACGGACCCUUCGCUUUUCAGAUCUACGAACAUCGAGAGCAUACCACCGACCACUAGCGACCAACAACUACAAUGGCAGGACCCGAAGUAUCUCACGGCCGUGGCGGCGCCGGCAACAUCAACCCCGACGACACCAAGUACGUUGACGGAGAAGUCGUCAGAGCAGGCGCCGAGGGCAGCCACGGCGAUGGAGCGUUCAGCACCGGUCGCGGAGGAGCAGCAAACAUAGGCGACGCAGGCGUCAAGCCCCACCGCCGCGUCGACAAGGACAUGAUCCCCGACGUCGCCAUUCGCCACUCCCAGGACACGGAAAAUUACCACACGGGUCGGGGCGGCGCCGGGAACGAGCGUCACGUUUCUCCGGCUGGUAGCGGCAGUGAGAAGGCUAGGAAGGAGGUUACCGCCGCGGCUGCUGCUACGGGGGAGAACAAGACUACUGAGCAUCAUCCUCAUCAUCACCACCAGAGACAGCACAGUCUGGCGGAUAAAUUGAAGUGGAAGCUUUUUGGAAAGCCCAAGGGGCAUGAUACCGAGGUUACGCAUGUUGGGGAGAAUCAUUGAGGGAUGAGAGGGGGUUGACGGGCGCCAUGGAGACGAGAGGUGUGCCAUUGGGGGUCGGUCUCGGCGCUGUGCGGGCGGGUUCAAAGCUGCCUGCCCGGUCUGAGCUGAGCAGCUGAGCUGAACAGGACCUUGGAUACCACGUGUAUCGGGGAGCUGAGAAGGAGAGGGGAAGGCCAGUUUUUGUUCACCAAAUACCCAAUUUUGGCCUUUCUUUUGGCCUUUCUGGGGACAACUUUU
This is a messenger RNA of Neurospora tetraspora, 875 nucleotides long. RefSeq lists its product as uncharacterized. The record is from RefSeq and is a predicted model, not a curated record. Bases 150 to 638 code for a protein of 162 amino acids. Lineage: Eukaryota; Fungi; Ascomycota; Sordariomycetes; Sordariales; Sordariaceae. The transcript is spliced from 2 exons.